Pistacia vera is the source of this 1326-nucleotide messenger RNA. RefSeq names its product probable ribose-5-phosphate isomerase 2. The record is from RefSeq and is a predicted model, not a curated record. Lineage: Eukaryota; Viridiplantae; Streptophyta; Magnoliopsida; Sapindales; Anacardiaceae. Gene Ontology annotation, molecular function: ribose-5-phosphate isomerase activity. The transcript has a single exon. Gene Ontology annotation, biological process: pentose-phosphate shunt, non-oxidative branch. Bases 225 to 1022 code for a protein of 265 amino acids.
UGAACCAGCAAACAAACACAAACACAAAACCAUGUCGUUUUGGCUUAUCUUCCUCCACCAUUCCUUUCCGCCUCUUAUAAAUACAUCAAUAUGCUCACGCCUUCUCCUCCACACCCGCCUCCUGAUCUAAUCCUCUUCGCCCCUCAUUCCUUCUAACCCAUAACUUUUGAUUCAUUUUAUUUACACCCUUUUCGUUUUUCUUCAAUUCAUUCAUUUUUUUCACCAUGGCCAUUGCUUAUCCCCAUUUGAUUCCCGCUGAAAAGCCCGCCUCAAUGGAGUCUUCUUUAUCCUCAUUAUCUCCUCCCGUUAUUUUAACCCAGGACGAGCUCAAAAAAAUUGCCGCUUACAAGGCCGUUGAGUUUGUCGAAUCGGGUAUGGUUCUCGGUCUCGGAACCGGGUCCACCGCGAAGCACGCCGUGGAUAGAAUCGCCGAGUUGUUGCACCAAGGCAAGCUUAAGAACAUUAUAGGAGUACCCACUUCGAAGAAGACGCAUGAACAGGCGGUCUCGUUGGGGAUUCCUUUGUCGGAUCUUGAUACGCACCCGGUUCUCGAUUUGGCCAUCGACGGGGCGGACGAAGUCGACCCGUUUUUGAAUUUGGUGAAAGGGCGAGGUGGGUCUCUGCUGCGGGAGAAAAUGGUGGAGAGUGUGUGUAAGAAGUUUGUGGUGAUUGUUGAUGAGUCGAAAUUGGUGUGUCAUUUGGGCGGGAGUGGACUGGCUAUGCCGGUUGAAAUAGUGCCGUUUUGUUGGAAAUUUACGGCAAAACGACUGCAGGAGUUGUUUGAGGAUUCUGGGUGUGUGGCAAAGUUGAGAACUUGCUUGGAAAAAAACCAACCAUUCGUUUCUGAUAAUGGAAAUUAUAUUGUUGAUUUGUAUUUCAAGAAGGAUAUUGGGGAUUUGAAGGUGGCCUGUGAUGCAAUUUUGAGGCUUGCUGGUGUUGUUGAGCAUGGCAUGUUUCUUGAUAUGGCUACUACAGUGAUUGUUGCAGGGGAGCUUGGGGUUGCAAUCAAGCAUAAGCAAUGAAAAUGAAGGGUAUUUCAGUUUUUCUUAUUUAUAGGAUUAACUAUUUGUUUACCCUUUUUCAGUUGAAGCCCCAGAGAGGGAUAUUUGAGUUCAUUUUAUUAGAGCCGAUUGAUAAAUGUAUCCUCAAGUUUUGCUGAGACAAGGAUAAGGAUUAGGAGAUUUUUAGGUAAUUUUGUGGACGACUUAAUGAUAGAAAAAAAGAAAAGAAAAGAAGAAAAAUAUGGUGUAUUUCAGUUGUCAUUGCAAGUUUAGAUCUAAUAUUUAUAAAAGCAUUGGAUUUGACUGGGUCAGAUUUUUAUACUCA